AUGCUAAAGCCCAUAAAGGCCAAUUUGGCCUCACGACCACACUUGAAUUUGGCGGCCCAUUUUGUUGAAGAUGGCCCAAAUGGAGAAAGAAACCCUUGGUUUCGCAAAUUCUCCCUGAUGCGCCCAUCUCAUCAACUGCACCAUCUCUUCUCAGGAGAAGCAAUCAAUAGCGGCGGAACGGCGGGCGACAAGAUGCAAAAGCAGAUCUCUGAUGGUGACCUUGCGGACGAGACAAGGCUGGUGAUGGCGGGGGGCUCGGAUUUGAGCAGUCUCGCCUGA
Molecule: messenger RNA, 279 nt
Organism: Linum trigynum
Lineage: Eukaryota; Viridiplantae; Streptophyta; Magnoliopsida; Malpighiales; Linaceae
Source: the annotation of a GenBank genome assembly